Phaeoacremonium minimum UCRPA7 is the source of this 3123-nucleotide messenger RNA. Its product is annotated as putative importin-beta domain-containing protein. Gene Ontology annotation, cellular component: cytosol; nuclear envelope. The transcript has 2 exons. The record is from RefSeq and is a predicted model, not a curated record. Gene Ontology annotation, biological process: protein import into nucleus. NCBI's taxonomy places the organism in Eukaryota, Fungi, Ascomycota, Sordariomycetes, Togniniales, Togniniaceae. Gene Ontology annotation, molecular function: small GTPase binding. The coding region runs from base 1 to 3123 and encodes 1040 amino acids.
AUGAGCUUCGCCAUCGAAGUCCCCGGCGAGGCCAACCCGCUGAACUUGCAGGAGCUCUACAAGGCCCUACAGGGCGCGAAUUCCCUCGACAACGCCCAGAGGCAGGCUGCCGGCAAGCAGCUCACCGAGUGGGAGUCGCACCAGGACUUCUAUCCUUCUCUACAGACCAUCUUUCUCGACAAGACAAUACCCCACGAUCUCCGCUUCCUUGCCGUCAUCGUACUGAAGAAUGGCAUCGACAAACACUGGCGCCAUGCUGCAGCCAAAACCGGGAUCAAACCACACGAGAAAAGCGUCAUCAGAUCGAGGUUGUUUCAGGGAACCCUGGGCGAAGAGAACAAGAGCCUUGCACUGCAUAACGCCCUUGUCCUGGCCAAGGUCGUGCGGAGAGACUACCCCGAGCAAUGGCCCGAGGCCCUGCCCACCAUACUCGAUACCCUGAGGGCAACCAAGAGUGGUAACCAAGAGCAGCUCAACGGUGCCUUGGCCAUCUUGAUCCGGGUGGUCAAGGAGCUGGGUACGGCCCGGCUUCGAUCAUCUCAGACUGCGCUCCAGGCUAUCACCCCCGAGCUCUUCUUUGUUCUCGGAGAGAUCUAUGCUGAGAAGACUCAAAUCUGGGUAAGCUGGCUCACCACUGGCCGAGGGGACGAGGAUGAUGCAGACCUUGCUAUGGAGAACAGCUUAGUUGCUGUCAAGAUCCUACGGCGGCUCAUGAUCAUGGGUUUUGAGGUACCGCACCAGGACAAGUAUGCACAGGAGUUCUGGUCGGUAUCCCAAAGUCAUCUGGGCGAAUUUCUUGGCUUUAUCAGCCACGACUCGGCUGUGCCAGCCCCCUACCAGGACACGGUAGGGAAGCAUCUUCUCCAAUUCACAAAGCUACAUCUGGAAAUGUCCGAUGUACAACCUGCCAGUUUCGCUCUUCUCCCAAAUUCGAUACCCCUUGUGCAUGCUUAUUGGGACCUCGUCGCCAAGUUCGCCGAGGUCUUUGACAAAUCAGGUGGCUUACGCCAGAGCACGACAGCAAAUGGAUCUGAAUCCAAGUCCAAGGUGGAAGGCCCGUUGCUUGAGAAACUGGCUCUCAAAGGCCUGCUGCUAAUUAGAAAUUGCAUCUCGAUGAUCUUCAGACCACAGCAGACUUUCAAGUAUCGCAGCCAGGAAGUGAAGAAACAGCAGCAGGAGGCAAUCAGCAUCAUCAAGGCCCAACUGCUGAAAAACGAUUUCGUGCUGCAAAUCGUUAAUGUCAUCAUAACGAAGCUUCUGAUUUUCCGUAAAGCUGAUCUCGAUGCUUGGGAACAAGAUCCUGAGGAAUUCGAAUCCCAGGAACGCCACUUGGGUGAUGCGUGGGAGUGGGAGGUCCGUCCUUGCGCUGAGAGACUAUAUCUUGACCUCUUGACGCACUACAAGGAGCUCUUAAGUCCACCCCUGCUAUCAUAUUUCCAGUCUGCUGCGAGCGCCAACUCAGAUGUUAUUACGAAAGAGGCAAUCUACACCGCAAUGGGCUCAGCAGCAGCAAACUUAUUUGAAGUGUUUGAUUUCGACGGGUUUCUCAAGUCCACUAUUGUGCAGGACGCACAAUCUCAGGGGCCGCUGGCCAAGGUAUUGCGACGCCGUAUCGCUAUCCUGCUCAGCCAGUGGGUCCCGGUCAAGAUCGAGGACUCUAAUCGGGCCCUGGUAUUCGAUGUCUACCGCCAUCUCAUGAAUCACAAUGACGAGGCUAACGACGAGGUUGUCCGGCUCACGGCGGCCAGACAGCUUAAGUAUAUAGCCGAUGAUUUCAGCUUCCCAGGGGACAUAUUUGCAAACUAUGCAGCCGACAUAUUCCAAGAGUUUGCCCACCUUCUCGGGGAGACAGCGGUAACCGAGACCAGGCUCGCAAUACUUGAGACGCUGCGCGUCCUUGUUGCUCGCAUGGAAGAGCACGUCAUACCAUUCGCGGACAAAGUCGUUGCAUCCGUGAGUUCUCUGUGGGACGAGUAUGACGACAAGUAUAUGAUCAAGCAGUCGAUCUUAGCAUUCCUUUCUUGCCUUGUUCUGUCGAUGAGGGGUGCGGCACAGCCCUAUCAACAGUUCAUGUUACCUCUGAUCCUGAAGGCACAAGAUCCGCGUUCUGGGAUCCAUCUAUUCCUCAUUGAUGAGGCUGUGGACUUGUGGAAGGCAAUCCUAAGCCAAAGUUCCUCACCAUUGACGCAGGAGCUGAUAGGCAUGAUCCCACAAGCUCUUCCGCUCAUGGAGUAUGUCUCCAACCUUGCCGAUGACGGCUUGGAAAUCAUCAAAUCAUACAUUACUCUUGCGCCGGAGGCUGUGCUGCUGGACAAUGUCCGGCAAGAGACGCUCAAGGCGCUGGCGACAUCUACAAUGUCAAAGCAACGGGAGCAAGUCUUCCACAGCGUGAAAUGUCUAGAAUUCCUGCUUCGCGCUGCAGCGGACCUCGCGGGCUCCAACGGCAUCACAAUCAUAGUAGAGGACUUGUCACAGAUAGGAUUUCUCCAGCACAUCCUAACGAGCCUGCAGACGGCGUGGGAGUCACAUCAGACGACAGGACCGAACAGGAAGAAGAGCCCCAUCAGCUCCAUUCUCGAGGCAGACUACUUUGCCAUUCUGGCGCGGGUGGCCGUCGCAGACCCCACCAUAUUCGUCAAGGUGAUGGAGGCAGCCGGCGAGCUGGGCGGAGUGUGGAAGUGGCUGGGCGAGGAGUGGUUCUCGAGCUUCGACGCCAUGGCCGACUUCGAGCGGCAGAAGCUCUCCUGCAUGGCGCUGACGCGGCUGCUCGAGCUGCCGCAGCCAAUUGAGGGGCUCGUCCUCGAGAGGCUGCAGGACUACUUCGCCAUGUGGACGAGCGUGGUGGAGAACAUCCGCGACGCGAAUGGAGAUGACACCCAGAUCUGGAGGGAGAUGCCGCCGUCCCAGUGGGACAUGCCGAUGGAGAUCGUCGAGAAGCAGUGGACGAUGAAGGACCCCGUCCACCAGGUGCACACUUAUACCUAUGUCAUGGAACGGCUACAAAACCUGAUCCAGAGGACUGGUGGAGAGGCACAGUUUGAGGCGAACUGGGCCGUGAACAUCGACAAGGAAAUCUUGGUGGGAUUCCGCAACUUGUCGAAUCCCCCGCCGAGAGCGGACUAG